CAUUUUCGCGCCGAAUAUUCCAAGUGUUUAGUCACUCGCGGGAGUUGUUUCUGUGUGUAGACAUCAGACCUGUGCAUUAAACACACUAUUAACUCUUGAUUUAACGGCAGGUGAACAGUAACUUUGACAACAUGCAGCGUAGUAUCGCAUCCUUUUUUCAGCCCAAGAGCAAGGACAAAGAGGUUCAGAAGAAAACUGCAGAGGAGCCAGUGAAAAAGCCGGUCAAGAGCCCCCUUAAGGUGCAGAAUGGUGUCCAUGAAGCUGACUCGCCUGUCAAGAAAGUUGUGAAGCGUGCCCGUCAGAUCCUGGACAGUGAUGAUGACGAGGUACCAGUGGUCAAGGAGCAAGUCGCCACAAAGGGACGAGACAAAGAAAAGAAACAGGAUGACGUGUUCAAGGCGGUGCCCACCCCUCUGUCUCCACCGCCUGUACCCACUACCCCGGCCACCCCUUCCACCCCUUCCACCCCGGCCACCCCGGCUCCCUCAUCGUCACCGGGGACCCCUUCAACUCCAAGCUCCAUCUCCCCCUCCGGGAUCGUCAAACGCAAAACUGCAAGGAAGAUGUUCCCCAAGAGGAAACUGAAUGAGAGCAUAAGCAGCAGCGAGAGUCAGAAAGAUGAGGCCGAGGCCAAGGAGGAGCAGGGUCAGCAAAACAAACGACCCCGUGUGGAGAGCACCGCCGGCAGUGGAGGGAACGCCGAUGAACCCAUGGAAGUAGGAGCAAAGGAAGAAGGCGAGGAAAAGGCAGUGACCGGGGCCAAGCGGCCAGAUGAGGAGGUGGAGAGCGAGAAGAAAGACACAGUCAAGAAGGAGGUGGAGAGAAAGAGCUCUGAUGAGAGAGGAAAGAAAGCUGAGGGGGCGGAAAAGAAAAAUGAGGCGAAAGAGGAGGCAGAUGAUGAGAAAGGGCCUGCCGUCACCGAGGAGGAAGAGGUGGAUGAAAAGGACACACGGAAGGAAGAAGGGAGCCCUAAAAGUCAAACCGUGAAAAAGCAAAAAGAAGCAAAAGAGCAGAAAGAUAAGGAGCCGGCCAAAAAAGCUCCCAUCAGCAGUUUCUUUGCUCCCAGAAAAGCUGCGGUGAAGACGGAGAAAACGGAGAAAAUCGACGACGAGAAAAAACCGACGAGUGCAGAGAGGAAGAGUUCGGCCGAGGACAAGAAAGGUGAGUCAACUUCAGGACCUACGGACUACGAUCCUACCAGGCCCAACUACCACCCUGUGAACGACGCCUGCUGGAAACAGGGCCAGAAAGUGCCGUAUUUGGCGGUGGCUCGCACCUUUGAGAAGAUUGAAGAGGACUCUGGCAGGCUGAGAAACAUUGAGACGCUGUCGAACCUGCUUCGCUCUGUGCUGCUGCUCUCUCCAGACGACCUGCUGUGCUGUGUGUACCUGUGUUUGAACCAGCUGGGUCCGGCCUACCUGGGGAUGGAGCUGGGUGUUGGAGAGACGGUGCUGAUGAAAGCUGUUGCUCAAGCAACGGGACGACAAUUGGACAAAAUUAAGGCAGAGGCGCAAGAGAAAGGAGAUUUGGGCCUGGUGGCUGAGAGUUCCCGUAGCAACCAGCGCAUGAUGUUUCAGCCAGCCAGUCUGACAGCAGGGGGCGUGUUCAGGAAAUUGAAGGAAAUUGCCGGCAUGAGUGGGAACUCAGCCAUGAAUAAGAAAAUCGACAUCAUCAAAGGCCUCUUUGUGGCAUGCCGCUUUUCUGAGGCCCGCUACAUAGUCAGGUCCCUGGCUGGGAAGCUGAGAAUAGGCCUGGCUGAGCAGAGUGUCCUAUCAGCACUAAGUCAGGCAGUGUGUCUGACGCCUCCUGGCCAAGAUUUCCCUCCCGCUGUGAUCGACGCUGGAAAAGGGAUGAGCACUGAAAGCAGGAGGGCUUGGAUCGAAGAGAAGAGCCUCAUUCUCAAGCAGACCUACUGUGAGAUGCCCAAUUACGACGUCCUCAUUCCUGUUCUGCUAAAGGAGGGCAUAGACCAGCUGCCCAAACACUGCAAACUCACUCCAGGUGUACCCCUGAGACCCAUGUUGGCUCACCCUACCAAGGGGGUCGGCGAGGUUAUGAAGAAAUUCGACGAAGCAGCGUUCACCUGCGAGUACAAGUACGACGGAGAGCGCGCUCAGAUUCACAUUCUGGAGAGUGGUGAAGUACGAAUAUUCAGCCGCAACCAGGAAGACAACACCAGCAAAUACCCAGAUAUUAUCUCUCGCAUUCCCAAGGUGAAGAAGGACUCUGUAGUCUCCUGCGUCCUGGACUCCGAGGCAGUGGCCUGGGACCGAGAGAAGAAGCAGAUCCAGCCCUUCCAGGUCCUCACCACUCGAAAGAGGAAGGAUGUGGAUGCGUCUGAGAUCAAGGUCCAAGUGUGCGUCUACGCCUUCGACCUGCUCUUUCUCAACGGCGAGUCCCUGGUGCGACAGCCGUUGUGUCGGCGUCGGGCUCUGUUGAGAGAAAGCUUCUCUGAGGUGGAGGGAGAAUUUGUGUUCGCCCGAUCCAUCGACUCCGACAACACCGACACCAUCGCAGAGUUCCUGGAGCAGUCUGUCCGAGAUUCCUGUGAAGGCCUCAUGGUGAAGACUCUGGAGAAGGACGCCACCUAUGAAAUUGCCAAGCGCUCUCAUAACUGGCUAAAGCUGAAGAAGGACUACCUGGAGGGUGUUGGAGACACCGUGGACCUGUGUGUGAUCGGGGCCUACCUGGGCAAAGGCAAGAGGACGGGCACCUACGGGGGCUUCCUGCUGGCCUGCUAUGAUGAGGAAAAUGAGGAGUUCCAGUCUGUCUGCAAGAUCGGGACAGGCUUCAAGGAUGAAGAUCUGGAGCAGCAUUACAAGUUCUUAAAGGAGCAUAUUCUGCCCAAACCUCGUGCCUACUACAGGGUCGACCAAUCAGCAGAGCCCGACGUGUGGCUGGAUGCCGUGCAGGUCUGGGAAGUGAAGUGCGCCGACCUGUCGCUGUCCCCGGUCUACAAGGCUGCAAUGGGAUUGGUGGAUCCAGAGAAGGGUAUCUCUCUGAGGUUCCCACGCUUCCUUCGGGUCAGAGACGACAAGAAGCCUGAGGAUGCCACAACUGGAUCACAGAUUGCUGAUUUGUACAAGAAGCAGCAGCAGAUUCAGAAUCAGGGGGAGAAAGCUGACCCGGAGGACUACUACUGAUCCGCAGGAGCCAUCAGCCAAGAAUAAUAAAUAAUCACAAUUUCAAUGUAAUUGUAAAUAGCUUGUUUCUGAUUGUAAUUUUGAAUGAAAAUAAAGGCGCCUACCAGUUUUAAGCA
This is a messenger RNA of Sphaeramia orbicularis (orbiculate cardinalfish), 3259 nucleotides long. RefSeq names its product ligase I, DNA, ATP-dependent (gene lig1). The transcript is spliced from 27 exons. NCBI's taxonomy places the organism in Eukaryota, Metazoa, Chordata, Actinopteri, Kurtiformes, Apogonidae. Gene Ontology annotation, molecular function: DNA ligase (ATP) activity; DNA binding; ATP binding. Gene Ontology annotation, cellular component: nucleus; mitochondrion. Gene Ontology annotation, biological process: DNA recombination; lagging strand elongation; Okazaki fragment processing involved in mitotic DNA replication. Bases 132 to 3143 code for a protein of 1003 amino acids. The record is from RefSeq and is a predicted model, not a curated record.